AUGAACCCUCAAGUUCUGGAGGAUCACGUGAAGGAGCAGGAGAAAUUAAUAAGGAGGAUGGCGGCAAACAUGGAGUCGAUGAAGCGCCAGACCGUUUCUUCAGCCCAAUCGUUCUCAGAAAUUACUCUCUCUCAUUCUCGGUCGUCGCCGCUGCCCGUUGCCACCGCCCAGACCUGUUUUGCUUUCGCCGCCGCAUCCGCCGCCACGGAGAAAAGCUCCCAAAGCUGUUGGCGAAGAUCUCUACAGGAUCUCGCCGGAGCUCCUCCACCGAAGAAUCCAACUGAUGGAUUCACAAAUAUUCCAUUAACAGAAUCAAACUUCAAACUGCAGAAACCAUAUGACAUACCACUUGAGCAGCGCUGCAGCUUCCAAAAUGGAGUUCACCGCUUGUGGGUCAAUGCCGAUGACAAGCCAUAUAACCCCAGUAGUCCUACCCAGCCCCGCACCGAGAUUCGCAUACUAGGCCUUGACUACUCAUCCGGAGUUUGGCAGUUCGAAGGCUAUGGUUUUGUCCCAAACUCAACCUCCGGCACUACAAUUGUGCAGAUCCAUGGCGCGACCAAUUACACCACAACUAUCAAACUGAGGAUCUACAAUGGGGACAUGAGCUUCAGCAAUUCCAAGGGCACCAAAUCCAUCUGCAUCAAGGGCAAGUUCACAAACACAAAGGGAAACUUUAGCAACAAGAGCAACUUCAACAUCAGAGGCAACAAUAGCAGCAGGAACAAGGACAACACCAACAUCAACGAGUGCAACAACAACAACAACAACAAAGGCAGCAUCGUCACAAACAUCUCAAGCAUCAAGGGGAGCAACAUCAACACCAACAAUAGCCUAAUUUACAUGGAGAAGGAGGAAUGUUGUGAACUUGUCCUCACUUCAGAAUGCAUCUGCCUCUUAAGGAGAAGAACCCAAAGUAGGGGUGUUGUUUAUUUUGAUUAUCAAACACUUUUGACAAUGUGGCAUGCUUUGUCUAUGUAGUUAUGGAUACUGCUAGCAUGUAAUGUGGCAUGUUUUGCCUAUGUAGUUAUGGACAUCAUGAACAUGUGGCCAUUUUGACUUGGUGGAUACCAACAAUAUAUUUUAUG
Messenger RNA from Camellia sinensis, 1088 nucleotides. Lineage: Eukaryota; Viridiplantae; Streptophyta; Magnoliopsida; Ericales; Theaceae. The record is from RefSeq and is a predicted model, not a curated record.